AUGGGUCGAAAGCAGAUACCUCCACGUCGUAAUGCUAAGCGCCAGGGUAUCGCAGCUCAAGCUUUGCGUUGCAAUACGAGCAAGCUAGGUCAGCAAUAUCAUACGAUACCAAAGACGCUUGUCGGAAAGCAGCAGAAUGCGCAGAAAUUGCAGCAGAAGCGUGAUCAGCUCCGCAGUCAGCAGAUUGGUACUAAUCGCGGUGUGGUAUCAGGUUUGAGCCUAGCAGAGCUAGCUGGACGCGCCACAGCGGUGACACAACAGUAUGAAAAAAACCAGCAGGAGGAAAGCGCGACACAGAAUAACCUUGUCAUCAAUGACGCGUCUCGAAGGGCUUACAUGAAAGAGCUGCGCAAGGUAGUGGACAAGGCUGACGUCAUCCUGGAGGUGCUAGACGCGCGCGACCCCAUGGGCUGUCGGACAUUAGAUAUGGAGGACACUAUAGGCAACCGACACGGCAAGAAAUUGGUGCUGGUACUGAAUAAAGUAGACCUUGUCCCAUCACAUGUACUGCAGCCGUGGCUCAAGUAUCUACGGGGUUUUUACCCUACUGUGGCGUUCAAGGCAUCCACGCAGAACCAGAGCAAGCACCUUAGUGCCAACUUUGGUCGAGCUGAUAAAGCAGCAGGAGAAGCAGUGAGUGGAAGUAAAGCGGUGGGAACAGAUGCGUUGAUGCAGCUGCUUAAGAACUACUGUCGUAGUCAUGGAGUAAAAACUGCUAUUACGGUCGGCGUUAUUGGCUACCCAAACGUUGGCAAGAGCUCGGUGAUUAAUUCGCUUAAACGCAGCAAGGCUGCAAGUGUGUCGAGUACGGCGGGCCACACUAAAGUCAUGCAGGAGGUGCAUAUUGACAGAAAGAUCAAGCUGCUUGACUGCCCUGGCAUCGUGUUUGACCAUUCGGACUGGAGCGCGUUAAUAUUGCGAAAUUGCAUCAACACGGAGUUGAUGGCGGAUCCUAUUGGAGCGGUCCAAGUGCUACUGACUCGAUGUCAACCGGCACAGCUCGCUGAGCUUUAUCAAUUGCCUGUUGAUACAGUUUCAAUGUGUUUUAAGGACGCAGUGCAAUUUCUGGUGCUUGUAGCGCAAGCUAAAGGAAAACUGGGUAAGGGAGGUAUUCCUAAUCGACAAGCUGCCGCUCGUAUCGUGCUGCAGGACUGGAACCGAGGCAAACUGCCGUACUUUACGCCUCCUCCGGAUCAAAGUGUUCAAGUGCUGGAUACGCAAUUAGUGUCGUCGUUUGGUGAAGAAUUUAUUGUCACAGAUGAGGAUUUGAAUCCGGCUAGCAUUUUUUUACCGGAUUUGGACGCCGCAAAAGAGUUUAGCGGUCCCCAAUGCUCGAUUCCCGUUGCAGAUAGCGGCGACGUGUCUAUGUUGUCGGAGACAACGACCGAAGCUAUGCCUGCCUCCGUUCGCAUCAGCCAGAUGCUGGGCGACUUUGGUUCCGAUACAGAUUCCGACGUGGUCUCAAUUUUAGGUAUAGCGGACGACGAAAGAGGCGUUGCGUUCCCUGUGACUGCUUUGUCAACCCAGGAGCUGGCCGCUAGGUUGUCGCAGGACGCGUUGAACCCGCAGACAGCCUUGGCGGCGCGACGGAAGGCCAAGCAGUGGCGCAAGCUUAAGCGUCGUACUGCUCGUCAGCAGCUUGGCACAGAGGCUGAAAACUUGUUUAGCGAGCAGUUUGGCAGCAUUGUGGGGAUCGCGGCUUCUACUGUCAAUCACUGA
Messenger RNA from Peronospora belbahrii, 1719 nucleotides. NCBI's taxonomy places the organism in Eukaryota, Oomycota, Peronosporomycetes, Peronosporales, Peronosporaceae. The record is from the annotation of a GenBank genome assembly.